Molecule: messenger RNA, 7192 nt
Organism: Penaeus vannamei (Pacific white shrimp)
Lineage: Eukaryota; Metazoa; Arthropoda; Malacostraca; Decapoda; Penaeidae
Source: RefSeq, a predicted model, not a curated record
GAAUUGACCUCGACAACGGAUUAGACUCCAAUGUGGGUGACGACUCCGAUUCCCUGGGCAACGCCAAGGGGAAGAGUUCCAUCACAACCCCACCAGCUAAGGAGAAGCGGAAGCCCUUCUUUAAGAAACAGGAGAACAUUCCUCCGUAUGAUGUCGUGCCUUCCAUGCGCCCGCUAGUGCUUGUUGGCCCAUCCCUCAAAGGGUAUGAGGUCACAGACAUGAUGCAGAAGGCGCUCUUUGAUUACAUUAAGCACAGAUUUGAGGGGAAGGUAAUCAUUACGCGGGUGAGUGCUGAUAUCUCUCUUGCAAAACGGAGUCUCCUAAACAACCCAAACAAACGUGCUCUUAUGGAACGAUCCAACUCCAGAUCUUCUUGUAUAGCAGAAGUUCAGGCUGAAAUAGAACGAAUAUUUGAACUAGCAAGAACUCUACAGUUAGUGGUGCUUGACUGUGACACUAUUAACCACCCCUCUCAACUUGCUAAGACAUCUCUUGCACCCAUUCUUGUAUACCUCAAGAUCUCGUCUCCUAAGGUAUUGCAGCGUUUAAUAAAGUCACGGGGAAAAUCUCAGAGUCGCAACUUGAGUGUUCAAAUGGUUGCAGCAGAAAAAUUAGCCCAGUGUCCACCAGAGAUGUUUGAUGUGAUUCUUGAUGAAAAUCAGCUUGAGGACGCAUGCGAACAUAUAGCAGAGUAUCUCGAUGCCUACUGGCAAGCAACGCACCCUCCGUUACCUCCACCCCAGAUUCAGAGACCAAUCCCUUCACCACAUACAAGUCCACGGUCUAACCAUGCGCAAGGAAGUCUCAUGCGAACUAAUUCUACACCUCCAGGUCCGCCCGGGUCCGUGGCUCGUGAGCCCGGCUACCCUCGCUAUCCGGAUGAGAGAGGUAAUGCUCCGGGAAGCAACCCAUCCCAGUAGUUAGUGUGGCCCAUCUGGCUUGGCCAUCGCUCGCCUCUAGGCGGACGUGGCCAGCCAGGGUGGCCCACCUUCCACGACAGCACCACAUCAGCUGUGUACCAUCGUGGAGGCCCAACCGGACAUGGGGGGCCGCGAGCGCUCCCGUCCCGUGACCCAAGAGACCUACGAGACCCACGCGAUAGAGACCUACGCGAUGAUGAGUAUGGCGACAGGCUUCCCCCACAAGACCCUGGGCUCAUGUACGACCGCCCACCAGACCGGCCCGGGCGAAGGCAGUUGCCCCCUACCAGGGAUGAUGAUUACCACUCCCCCCACCGCCCCCCCACACGCCAAGCCCUCAAUGUGUAGCAAUUAGCCCUUGUUUGUAGCAGUUAGUGCUUGUUUGUAGCAAUUAUUGCUCAUUUUUAGCCUUCUGCUAUGUUCAAGUCCAUAUAAUGGUAGAUUAUUAAGACACCUCUUGGUAUUCACUGCUCUUUUUAGGGUUGAGAAUUACUGGAAAUGCUUGUGAAGGCUAUACAUGGAAUGGCUACCAACAUUCACUGCUAACUCAGUCUGAGAUGUACUCAGUCCAAGCUACUGAACACUCUGGCACCUUCUAGUAUUUUGUGGUUGAGGCAGUAAUGGAAAAAUGACUCUUGGUUAUGAUAAGUUAACUAGAGAAUUCUUAAAAAAGUCUCUACCAUUCUGCCUACUUGGAGAAAACAUAUUGUGGGCAGUGGUUGUCUCAAAGCCAUAUGCAUAAAAGUUGGGAUUCUCCUGAACUGUACAUUGUGAUAGUCCAAUUUUGAGGUUGCAAAAUCAGUGUCACCUACUAGCCCUUCUGAAGCAUAAUACAUCUGUUUAUCCCCUCACCUAACCCCCCAGCUGCCUUACACAAAUAACCCCUUAUCAAAGAAGAGAGUAGAAGUCCUAGCCAUGGGGCCAUUAUUAGAGCUGUCCUAUGAGAUUAUCAUACAUGAGAACUGGAUACCCACAAUCAACUGAAGGCAUAUGGUACUGACCAGAAAUUUUGUUUUUUUUCUCUCUCUCUUUUUUUCCACACCUCUUGUAAUUCUGUACUUUACAGACUUUUUGGACCAGUUUGGUUUAUUGAGAGCACUGUGAUUGAUUGUGGAAAACCCAAAUCCCAUAAAUGAUAAUGUUCAUUUGCAUUGGCUCAUAUUGUGCCACUCAACUUCUCUAUGAAUGAUGUUUAAGAGUUCUGCCCCUGAGCCUUAGGCAGAGAUGCUGUGGAAAUUGUACGGGCUGGACGUUAUAAAUAGCAGUGUAAAUAUAGUUGGUUGUACACUAAGGAUCGGCACAUUAUCCUUCGCCCAAGUUGUUCUUAAACUGCCUUUUAACCACUGUAGUGUUGGAUAUUACACUAGUUUAUUACACUAGUUUUUAAUAUUUUCACUUUGUAGCUUGGAACUGUUUCUUAGGUUUACCAUUUUAUAUUCCAUAGUUGUUCACUUUGCAUUUUAAUCAGCCCAAUAAUGCAAAGUUAUUUUACAUCUAACAUUUGAAGUUGGACGAAGUUCAAAUUUUUAUAUGACAAUUUUUCUGAAUAAUCCUAAUAGUAAAGUGAUAAAAGAAUAAGAUUUGUGCAGAAACAGAGCAGUUAGUAAUGGAUAUUAUCAGUUAGAUUUUUGUUCUACUGUUUUGGGAUAGAGGUCUCAUAAUCACAUUUUGAACCAUCUAAACUUUUGCCAUUUGAUUAAACUCCUGAUUCAAAAAUGUGAUAGUAGAGUAUUAACCAGGCUUUGAGAAUUGACCAUGGUAAGCUUUAUGGUAUUACUGUACCUUUUUUAUGUAAUGAAUAUGAACUUUUAAGACCAAAAGCAUUCAUCAUUGCAGUUGUUGUUGUUGUACCCUUCCUAAUAGUGAAAUUGCAUCAAUUUCUACACCAAUAUAUUCUUAUUCUAUAAAGACUUUGCAAGUGUACAUCACAAAGAGAAUAUCACUUGCUUCUCAAGACUUUUAAGAAUGCUCAGCUGAUGUUAUGUCAAACUUUACUUUAUGUUAUAUAUACAUUUUACAUUUGUUAAUUUGCUAUUGUUAAGUAUAUAAGUUCUACAGUGACGUAAUUUAACAGAGUUCAUUUUACACAUUUUUUGUGUAUUGCAAAAUUUCCAUCUGCAGGUUGACCCAGCUAAGGUACUAGCCAUUGUUCACAUACUCUUUGUUGUAAGGCCAGAAUUGAGGAGUAAUAGAAAGGAUGAGAUAAAUGGUACCACUGAGUACUUAUCAGAAAUAUUUGGCUUCCUUGCUGAGUGAGGAAUUUAAACCAGCAGACAGUGAGGCAUUCAAUCAAAAUGUAGAUUAAAGUCACAAGAUUCUCAUACUCAGCUUUGUAUGACACUCUACAAUUUGGUCACCGCAGUUUGCUCGUGUUGUAUUAUAGCUUUUGGAUCUCCUGCUUUCCAUUAUUAUUCCUGUCAGUUUCAUUUGUAAUUUGCUGUACACCUACAUAGUUUUUAAGAUACUACAAAACCACUUGUAGUUUACCUGUCCUGUUUUAUUUGUGUUAUCCUUCAUUUGCUUACAGUUUUGUAUGUAAAUACUAUGUUAUUAACUUUCUUUUUUGAAAUGCCUAGUUUAGCCUUUUUUUUUUUCUUUUAAUUAUGGGCAUUCAAUACUGAAUAUCUCUGUAUAAGAUGAGCUGUUCCUGCAUAUUCUUGUGGAAAUGUUAAUUGCAACAAAGAGUAUUUUUUUGCACUUACCCAAGGUACUUGUUAAUAAGGUAACUCUGCAUAAGUUUGAUUGAGGAAGUAUUGUAUAGAAGAAAAAAGACUUGUUUAUGUUUUGCAAUAUCAGCUGCAUCCAGGAAACUUCGGUUUAGUACGAAGAUCUUAAAGAUGUUCUAUUCGAACUGUGAGGUAUAAUUUACAGUUGAAUCCUAACCCUAUGGGAUGUUUGUAGAUAUUAAAAACAAACUUUUUAUCACUAAACAUAUAUAGUAUUACCAAGAAUACUUCAGUAGGCUUUAGUAGCAUGCACACCAUAAACCCUCAAUAAAAUACUUCUGUUUUCCUCUUUCAAAAGAGCUAUUCAUUUUGAGAUAACUUCAUAUGUACUGAUGAUACACUACAUAUGUGCAGACAACUCAAAGGCCAAAUUCGUAAUGGUAAUCCUGUAGCUCCUAAGUUCUAAUUAUAUUUUAUAUAGAAUCAUUCAUCCUCAGGAUUCAUACACAGACUCUAGUAGAAAAGGGGAUUAUCAUAGUAAUUUUCAUUUGCUUAAGGUCUAAUGAAUAACAUGAUCAAAACACUACAUGUCAAAUUGUUCUCUCUGCAACACUAUACAGCAGUAACUCAGUUCACCAACAAUCCAACUUAUUAUAGCACAAGAUAGUGUGAUAUUACUACCAUAGUGUUUUUUUUUCUUUUCUUUUCUUUGUUUUCUUUUCAAAUUUUCUUCUUUUUGUAAGGAUUAUGUAAUGUCUUCACAUUCUCUUUGAGUGUUGCCGAUCCUUGAGUUGUGAGGCUGGGUUGAAUAAUACUUUUUAACCUAAUGGUGUUUGAGAAUCAUUUUUUGGUUUCCCUGUUGAGUGUCUGAAUGAUGAUAAUCUUGUAUGUGGUUAAACAAAAUACAUGCAUUAUCUUAAAAACAAAACAAAAAAAUGUUUAUAGGUAUGCAUCUUUUGAUCCUACUUUGCCCUGUCAACUUGUAAACUAAGGCACACAGGCAGGAGGUCUAAAGCUCCACAUCCAAUAUGUACCUAAAAUGAUUGUUCAAUUUCCCCCUCAUUUAUGUGCUUCAUUGUGUUGCUCUUGUUUAUGUUUUUUAUUUUUUAUAUUGGGCCUUUUUACAUUUUAUUAAUUAUAUUCUGUUGUACUCUGUAUUUGAAAUGAAAUUCAUAUUCUUUUAGAUUUAAUAUGUCUGCCACUUUGAGUGUAGAUUGAUUGUAAUCCAUAUUCUCUGUCUUAUUGUUUGUGUUUGAAUUAUAACAAGAAAUGUAGAAUGACUGAACAAAUUAUUUUAGGUACUAAAUGACUCUGUUCCAUUACAGAUAGGUUUUAUCUACAUAAAAUUAUAGCAAGACAUUAUCUCUUGCAGUAGUGUCGUAUACUUUUGAUGUGAAUUCUAAAGUAAACUAACAACAGAUGAUAUAAUUUUAUUAGAUGGGAAGUAAAGUAAGAGCAAUAUAGAUCACAUACAUAUAUUUUGAAAAUACAGACAUACAGAAGUACAUCUAGAAUAAAGAAAAUAUAUAAACAAGCAUGUUCACAUAUACAAACACAGGGAAAUGACAUGAAUACAUUUAGAUGCAUAUAAUUGUGCAAUCAUGCAUACUUCAUGAAGAACAACAACAAAAACAUUGUAUCUUACAGAUUUAAAAUUAAAAGGCAAUGAGUACAAAAUUUAGAUGCACAUAGCAUAACAAGGUCACCAACCAACUCAUCUCUCUGACAAAAUUCUAAAACGAUUUGUUGUGGAUUAAAACUCCAUAUUCACAGUACUUUAAGUCACUGUAAUGGUACUUUUGUCAGUGUAUGUAAUAGCAAGUUGGCUGUAGAAACUUCAGUAAUGUUUUAGAAUUUUGUUCCCCCUCACACACACAAGCGCCUCAUUCUUACUCUGCCUCACUUUUUCUCCAAGUUCAUGGGCAGUAUUCUUGAGAAGCACUUGAGGGAAACAAUCGAGUGGUUCCUUCUCCUGCUUUAGUCAAAAGUUUUUAGUUCCGUUAGCCCACCAGGACUCAAGAGUUGCCGCCCUGUCGAUGGUUUCAACUUCUUGUGCAUCUUCAGAGUUUUGCCCCAAAUGCUGUGAUUAACAGUUUUCCCAUUAGAAGGGAUGAAUUUAUUUCUCUGAGAGCAUUAUCAGAGUUUAACUAUGUGAAUAUCUUUAAUAUCUUUCUUGCUGCCUCCAUCACACUCUCAUGUACAAACCCUGAGUCCUUCCUCCACUCUCCUCAAUUCCUAGAUUAAUUCUUGUACAUCAUUGCUGUCAUCAACCACCUACAGACAAACCUCUCCUCGCGGCGCUUUUUACCAGUAGCGAAACUUGUUUGAUUUGUAUAAACUGGAUGUAAACCAUACCUCUUUAAGAUAAUCAAAGAAAAGAAUUUAUGGAAACAGUGUAAGUACUCAUUUCAAAAUGGAAUAUGAGGUUUGACUGUGGAAAAGUUGCUGCUAUAAAGGUUCUUAAACCAACAAGGAACCUACUGCUUUCUGCCAGUCUAAGCCUGUAGUAGCCUCAGAACAAGGUUCAUUUUCUUUAUGUUGUAUUUGCAGAUGUGUGAGGUUCGUGAAUCUAACAGAUUUUCUUGUCUGUUACAUUUAUAUUGAUAGACUUCACUAUAUUAACCAUUUGACUAGCAGUUCUAUACUGUUUGUAUCAUAUAUAUAUUUUUUUCAACACUGACAGCUUUGGAAGUCUGCACAACAAAAUACCCUAAAAGGAAAAGAAUCUUGUAUAGGCUUUCUAUUGGCUGAACCUUAGCAGCUGCAUUUCACAUGGCAUUUUGUAAUCUUUAUGAACCCCCUCACAGAAGACAUCUUUGCAUCAUGAAGUUUUGCCAAGAUUUUAUGUUUUUUUAACAGAAUGCAUGUGCCUUUUCUAGUUCUUGUUAUUCAUGCUAGGGUAUAUGCCUCUCAGUCUUGAUAACAAAUGUUAUACUCACCUCCAGCCUUAUAUCAUUACUAACUUAACACAUCUUUCAUUCCUUCUUUUAAAAUUCAUUAGUUUAGCAUGUGAGACUUCAUUGUUCUUGGCACCUGCAGUAGAUGAUUAUAUAGUUGGUAUGAUGCAAAGAUGUUUUUUCUAUUUUUUUCAUAUUCUCCCAUUAUUUAAAAGGCAUUCUCUUCCAUCCUGUUCUGUAUUUUAUCAUCCCAUAAGUUAUAAGUACAGUAGCUUCUGGUUAAUAUGACUGCUUUUGGUGGUAACAUAGUUACCAUUUUUCAUAAUGCCUUGUGGCUGUAAUAAAUAUCGGGUAUCUGCAUGAGUGGUAAGUGUGUGACUAUGAUUUUGAUAGCAUGCAGCUGAAACUGCAACCAGCAAUGAUAUUAACUGGUGUUACUGUGUGGAAUUCCCAUGUACUCCACAUACAACUUCUCUCUCUCCUAUCUUUAAAAUCCCAACCCUUCUUAGUGGCACCUUUCAGUCCUUCUUACAUUCUCUACUCUUUCAGCAUUCCCAUCCUCUUGCUUCUGUAUAUGCCAUACCAUCCUCCAUGUACUCUUCUCUUCAAAAAAAGGAAAAAAAAAUCUUGUUUACCCCUAUUGCAUGUAUGACUCACAGACUACAUUUUGUUGCAAAAAUUUGUAAAUAAUAAGAACUUUUUAUCAUGA